This is a messenger RNA of Larimichthys crocea (large yellow croaker), 1589 nucleotides long. Its product is annotated as purpurin. The transcript is spliced from 6 exons. The record is from RefSeq and is a predicted model, not a curated record. Gene Ontology annotation, molecular function: retinoid binding; retinol transmembrane transporter activity. Bases 752 to 1339 code for a protein of 195 amino acids. Lineage: Eukaryota; Metazoa; Chordata; Actinopteri; Sciaenidae.
CUUUUAAAAACAGAUUUCCAGGCCCAAUUCCCUGAAAUUCAAGGACCAAACAAGCCAUAGUUUGAUCAAGGGUUGAUUAAUCAGAAUAUUUAUAAUAAGGACUAAAAAUCAGAGCUUCAGUUUUUGCACCGAAUAUAUAAAUUCAAGCACUUUCAAAAACCCAUAUGAAUAUUUUUAGAAGACUUUCAAGGCCUUGAUUUUCCUCCCUGCUUAGAUUCACAGACGUUUAAGGAUUUCAAGCACCGGUGGGAUGACAAACUUUACUGGCCCGUCAUGAACGUUACAGUUUGAUGAUAAAUGUUCAAUUCGUUCAGACGUUUAUCGUCUUAAAGUUUUUCAUUCUUCGUUUCUUCUCUGCAGGUUUUCAUGAAACCUAAAAUAAACGUGUGUUCUCGUGUAAACAACCUUCGUCGUGGACGUGUGACUCAAGGCUCAGGCCACCUCACCACCCCGCCCUAACACCCACCUGACCCCGGGGGCAUCUGCCGUUAUGUAUCCCGUUAAAGAGUCCUGCAAACAAUUACAUAAUUACAAACACUUGCUGAAUGCGAGGGUUCAUCAGCUUACAGCGGGGGAUUUUGUUAAUUGGAUUAUCUGUAGAUUUAAACUCUGCAUUUAGGUUCAAGAAGUGGAAAUAAUCAGAGGCUGUCUGUGCAUCGGGUAUAAAAAGCUCACACGCCGUCUCUCGACACACAACAACAACCAGCACUCUGCACCGAAGACUUCCUGUGGCUUCAUCCUGCACUCGAGAAUGGACUCCCAAAUGUUCGCCCUGGUGCUGCUGGUUCUGGCCUGUGUGGAGCAGAGCCUGGCCUCCUGUAUGGUGGACAGCUUCACCGUCAAAGAGGACUUCGACCCCAAAAGAUAUUCAGGAAAGUGGUACGCUCUGCAGAAGAAGGAUCCCGAGGGUUUGUUCCUGCAGGACAACAUCUCUGCUGAGUACACUGUUGGAGACGACGGUGCCAUGGUUGCUUCCUCCAGAGGCAGAGUCACUCUUUUCGGGUUCUGGGUUGUCUGUGCCGACAUGGCAGCUCAGUACUCAGUCCCUGACCCCGGCACCCCCGGCAAGAUGUUCAUGAACUACCAGGGACUGGCCAGCUACCUGUCCAGCGGCGGUGACAACUACUGGAUCAUUGACACAGACUACGACAACUACGCCAUCACCUACGCCUGCCGCACCAUGAAGGAGGACGGAAGCUGCGAGGACGGUUACGCCCUGGUCUUCUCACGCAACCCCCGUGGCUUCGCCCCCGCCAUCCAGAGAGCCGUCCGCCAGAAACAGGAGGAAAUCUGCAUGGCAGGAGAGUUCCAGCCUGUGCUGCAGUCCGGAGCUUGCUGAACGUCUCCUGAGCUGGACUUUGUCGAGUCGCCCUCCAUCAUCGGUAAUCGCCAAAUGAAGACGGAGCUCCUCUCAAAAACACAAUCGGGAGAAUAAUCCAAUAAUCUUAAUCUCAUCGGAUAAAUCCAAUUCAACAACCCGUGAGAAAAUGUGCUUAACACCGCCCAGAUGAAACUGAAAUGUAAUACUGAUGGGUAACAUCUGCACCGUGUAAUCAUUCUGUACUGGUGGCAAUAAAUUUAUAAGGAAA